GGAAACUCUGUCUCUCUCUCUUCGCUGUGUAUAUAAGUAAGAUGUGGGUAGGCUUUUGAGCAGACAGAGAAAAACUAUGCUAGUGUAUUGUAGAUGUAGAGAGAUGUGUGUAGUGUAUCAUCAGCCGUAUGUGACAGAGGCAGCGGCGUGGGAUCUACAGGAUGAUUGACAGUUGCCUGUGCUGAGUCACGUAGCAGAAUGCCCGGUGUGCCCUGCGGGGCCUUGCAACACCACACUGUGCCCGUAGCCUGUGCCAUCAUCUGUUCCUUGCUGUUGAUCCUGGUCCAUUCUGCCUUUUGCCAGAAACCUGCAAAGCUGCCUCUGGUGGGCCGCAAGCCUUUCCUGGCAGCCUGGAAUGCUCCGCUGGAUAUGUGUACAUUGAAGUACAAUAUCAACGUCAGCCUUGAUAUUUUCCACAUCAGCGGCAGUCCACGAGCCGUCCACACGGGCCAGAAUGUCACCAUCUUUUAUGCCAACCGCCUGGGUUACUACCCUUUCUACAAUGAGCAAGGGGUUCCCAUCAACGGAGGCCUACCUCAGAACAACAGUCUUGAAGCACAUUUUCACAAAGCCCGAAAAGACAUAACGCACUUCAUCCCUUCGGAAGACUUCCGUGGACUGGCCGUGAUCGACUGGGAGUUCUGGAGGCCACAGUGGAGUCGUAACUGGCACAAGAAAGACAUUUACCGACAGCAAUCCCGCGAGCUGAUCAAACAGGCUUACCUUAAUGUGACCGACGAACAGGUGGAGGAACUGGCACGCUUGCGCUUCGAGAAGAGCGCCAUGGAGUUCAUGCAGGGCACGCUACAGCUCGCUACACAAACUCGUCCGCAUGGUCUUUGGGGUUUAUAUCUCUACCCUGACUGUCACAAUUACAAUGUACAUGCACACAACUACAGCGGCACAUGCCCCCUACAAGAGAGCCACCGUAAUGACCAGCUGUUUUGGCUGUGGAACAGCAGCACUGCCCUUUUCCCAGCCCUCGCUAUACGCAAGAGCCACACAGACAGCAUUCACAACCUGCACUUCUCGCAGAACAGGGUACUGGAGUCACUGCGACUGGCCUCCCUUACCUCAUUGCCCUAUGAACUGCCUACAUACGUAUACACACGCCUGGGGUACAGAGACGAGGCCAUGGCUUUUCUGACUCAGAAUGACUUGAUACAUACGAUAGGAGAAAGCGCUGCUUUGGGAGCUGCAGGAUUUGUCAUUUGGGGGGAUCUUAACCUCACUUCCUCAAGGCACAACUGUUCCAAAGUCAAGGCAUUUCUGAACUACAGACUGGGUCAGUACAUUACCAACGUUACCCGGGCAGCAGAAGUCUGUAGCGACUUCCUGUGUCAGUCCAACGGCCGCUGUGUCCGUCGAGACCCACAGGCACCACACUACCUGCACUUGAGCCGCGGCAGCUAUCGGAUCCUGUCCAACCGAAACGGCACCUUCACCGUGACCGGAUGGCACUCUCAGCACGAGCUCCAGCUGCUCGCCGACAGGUUCCACUGUCACUGUUACCAGGGGUACGAGGGAGACCGCUGCGAUAGCAUAGAGCCCGAGGAGACCGAAGAGGACAACAUGAUAAAAGAGGACGUGGACGAGGAGAAUAAGAACGAACCAGAGGAGGUCCACAAAGACAUAAGGGAUACUGCUGUGCCUUUACAAAAUGCCUUCAUCCUCACUGCUCUACUCCUUUUGUUGAACUUCAGUUGUAUUUAGAGGUGAAGUGUGUAAU
This is a messenger RNA of Rhinichthys klamathensis goyatoka, 1729 nucleotides long. RefSeq names its product hyaluronidase-4 (gene hyal4). Bases 199 to 1713 code for a protein of 504 amino acids. The transcript is spliced from 4 exons. The record is from RefSeq and is a predicted model, not a curated record. Gene Ontology annotation, biological process: carbohydrate metabolic process; hyaluronan catabolic process. NCBI's taxonomy places the organism in Eukaryota, Metazoa, Chordata, Actinopteri, Cypriniformes, Leuciscidae. Gene Ontology annotation, molecular function: hyalurononglucosaminidase activity.